AUGGGUCUGAAACGGGUGGAGGUUGUCGAUGUUCGCUGCUCACUGUUUCAACGACGCGUGCGGCGGAGUCGAGAGCUACGACUACAAGGGAGGCAGCGGCGUGUGACAACGCUGAGGGCAGCAGCGCGAAAGAGAUGGUCGGAGCUCGGCAAUGGAGGAGGGGUCGAGGAUGGCGCAAACAGCAGGAAGAGGACGACGACAGGCGGAUCUGAAGGUGGGCGGUUACAGGGGUGUUGGUGGUUGUUCGUUGUGAGAGAUGGGCGUGGCGGCGGUGAAGGCGGAGGCGGUGAUGAGGAGCUCGACGAGGAUGGUUCAGGCGACGACGAGGGCUGCUGGACGAGCGGCUCAGGCAACUGUCAAGGAGGGAAGGAGGUGAUAGCGGGUGGUGGUGGAAGAGGAGUUGGGUUGCUGUGGGUUGAGAGAGCUGGGGCAGGCGGUGAUGGGUAG
This is a messenger RNA of Asparagus officinalis (garden asparagus), 447 nucleotides long. Its product is annotated as glycine-rich cell wall structural protein 1.8-like. Bases 1 to 447 code for a protein of 148 amino acids. The transcript has a single exon. The record is from RefSeq and is a predicted model, not a curated record. NCBI's taxonomy places the organism in Eukaryota, Viridiplantae, Streptophyta, Magnoliopsida, Asparagales, Asparagaceae.